AUGGGGAAGGACAAGUCGAAGGCAGCCGCUAAGAAGAGCCAGCCUGCCUCAACACCUCCAGCGGCUACAGCGAAACCGCCAAGUUGGCCGCCUUUCAGGCCAGCCCUGCCAGUCACCCAGCUCGAGUUCGACGCGCCCGUGCCAGGUUUCCAGGACCAGAUCGUUCUGCUGCAUAACUUCUUCCCAAAGAGCUUAUGCCGGGAUUAUGUCACCUUUCUGAAGGACCUGCCGUUGACGACCACACCAGGGCGUCCAAAGCGCGGAGAAGCCACUAGAGUGAAUGACCGCUUUCAGAUCCAUGAUCCGGCCUUUUCACAGAGGCUCUGGCUGCAGACUGGGCUCAAGGAAGCCGUCUUGGAAGAAUCAGUCAAGCAUCUAUGGUGA
Molecule: messenger RNA, 384 nt
Organism: Anthostomella pinea
Lineage: Eukaryota; Fungi; Ascomycota; Sordariomycetes; Xylariales; Xylariaceae
Source: the annotation of a GenBank genome assembly